GUGGGGGGGAGAAAGGUCGGCAAGAUGGAAGUUGUACACUAGAAUUGAUGAAGUGCAGGUCCAAUUGAAAAUAGAUGGCGAGGAGAAAAGAGGAGAGAGGAAUGAAGAAGAAGGAGAAGAAAGUGAUAGAGUUCAACAAGACUAGGCUUCGGACCCUGAUUUCAUUGAGGGUCUUCUAAGAUCAAGCGAGUACCAACCAGAUGAUGACUGGGGCUGGGUCUCUAGUCUAGAAAGGAUGGAAAAUACGCCAACUGCAGCAGCUUCGGACGGUGAUGCAAUAUCAAAAGGCCCUUCCCCAAUGUCUACCCCCUCGCGUAAGUACAAGAUGUUUCUGCUGCGGAAACAGCAGUUGCAGUGGUAGAAACGCCAGCCGCAAUCGCUACAGCAGCGGCAGCAGCAGAAAAAUAUUAUGAGGAUAAAAAACAGAAACACUCAUGUUGUCGAGACUUCCGCCCGUUGAUGAAACAGAAGCAGCAGAAAUAGCAGCGGCAACAGCGGCAGAACAAAAGAAUUAUGAGGAAAAAAAAAUAAGUAUUUAUAGAUAAGUAAACUAUAUAUAUUUACUGUGCAAGUAAGAAUAGGCAAGUAAUAUUGUUUUCUCUUUCUAGUAUUCGGUAUAGCGGAAACACUCGUAUUGUCGAGGCUGGCUGACACUGACACUAUGGAAGAAGAAAAAGAAACCUCAGGCAACUCAAAAGCAUCCGGGAGCCGAGGAAUCUCAAAGGACAAAGAAGAAGAAGAAGAAGAAGAAGAGCACCGGAAGGGAGGCAGACCAUACAUAAGAAAGAAAAAGAAGAAGAACAGCAGGUCUUACCAUGGAGAAGAUGGUUACUUUGAACAGGAUAAUAUGGAUGGUUACCAAGGCCGGAUAUGGGAAUGUGAGAGGUCAGAAUUGUCAAGAUUUGGAUCUGGAGAAGGAAUGAGAAGGAGCUUUAGUGAAGAAGGUAACAGGGAUCUCCACAGCCAUUGGGAAGGAGGAAGUAUUGGUGAUGGUGAUAAACUUUGCUACAGCGACGAAGAUCUCGAUAACAGUAUCUCUGUUGACGACAGUUGGUUUCAGACAAACAAAAAUGCGCCAGACUCUACUCCUGUAAUCAGCUUUGCAGAAAGUUGGGAGGCAUGGCUUAAACAAAGUGCCAACAGCAAAGAAGAUUGUGUUCCAUUUGAGUGGCUCUUGAAUGAUAACACAAGCAACGAUCAUAGCACAAUGUUUUACUCCCUGAAGUAUUGUGAUUCAUGUGAAAUUUAUUUCACCAAUAAUUACGAUUUCCAACAACAUUUAAAACUUUGCAGAAUUUAUCCAAUGUGCAAAGUUUGCAAAAGGUCCUUCAGUAACCGUGCAGACCUGCAUAGGCACAUCAGUGUCAGCCAACAUAAAGUUGUGGCCAAGGAAGACUGGAGGAGAGUGUCAAAGGCAGAGUAUAUUAGUCUGUGUAGAGAGGGCAGAGUUUUUACAAGUGAAUACCUUUCUGUGAAGCAGCAUCUGAAUAAUAGCGAAAAUAGGCAGAACAGUCAAGGGAAAGGGAAAGCAGUACUAAAGAGUCAAAACAACUCUUCCUCAUAUCAAUGUAGUACAUCUACAGCAUAUAACAGUCAAGCACAUAUUCUGCCAUUUCCAGAUGUCUUAGAAGAGGAGUUUGAAAAGAGUUCACAACAUACAAAAAAUUUUCCGCCCGAUGAAUGCAACAACAAUGGACCUAAUCAAACCGGAAAAGAAAACCUGACAACAAAAGGCCUUCAUACUCUAUUUUUUUGUCAGAUGUGUAAUACUUAUUUCAUAUAUCUAAAGACUUUUAAAAAGCAUAGAGGAAAAUGUACUGGGAAAAAUAUUUGCAAAGUUUGUUUCCAGAAUUUCAAGAAUUUCAAACUUCUCCUAAAUCAUAUAAGAAAAGAGAAACAUGCUGUACAACAAGAUACUGCCCAUAUAAAUGCAAGUCAUAAAACCUUUCAGAGACUCCUCAAGGCCAAGAGAAUUGCUCCAUGUGAUGUUUUAGAAUACCAAGCAAAUGCAAAGGAAAAUGUAACAAACCAAAAAUCUGGAAAUAAAGAAGUGGAAGGCACACUUUCCACAACACCAGUGGCUGAAGCAUGUGUGGAACAAACUUCUUUAGUAGAGAACAUGCCUAAGGAGAAGAUAGCCAAUGGCAAAUGUGAUGGAACAAUCAUACAUGAGAAAGAUAAUUCGUCCACGGAGAAAAGUAAGAUAGUAGGCAAGGAGUGUGCAUCAAAGGAUAGCAGUGUGAAUUUGCUAGGAGAGGAGCAAUUAAGCAAAACCAUGGUUAUAGAAAGAGAGACUUCCAGUGAAUUGGAAGACAACCUAAAAUUAGAGAAUGAAGUCAGCAUCAGCAAAGGGGAACUUCCUGUGACUCAAUAUGAAACAGUGAAUGAUCAUAUCAAGCAAAGCCCAGUGUCUCCUAGUGACAGUGGAUGUCAGAUGGAUGAUAUCUGCCAUGACAUUGAUAGCCCUUUUAUUGGCCUGGAUAUCAAGGAGGAGGUACUGGAAGAGAGUAUGAAUACCUCAUCACUCCAAGCUGUUGAUGAGAGAGAGAUGGGAAAAAAAGUAAAUGAUAGUACUAUAAAAGAAGAGAGAGAAACAUGUAUUACACUAACAGGUGAAAAACUAAAACGAAAAGAGAGUUACAAGCCCUUACCUAAAUCUGUAAAAAUAGCAAGGCUGGAACACAAAACGACUUCCCUCUCAAAGUAUCUAGAAGUGCAGAAACAUCCCGAGAGACCGGUCCGCUGUAUAAAGCUAAGACGAAGGACAGAAUAUUGCCCUGGUUGUAUGGAAUCGGUUGAUGCUAGAUCAGCCAUUCUGAAUACAGAAACCUUUGAAGUGUCAAUGUGGUGCAAGACUUGUGCUUGGAGUAUAUUCUUUACUGACUUCUUUCAUCCACAGUGAAAUCAACAACAUAAAAACUUAAUUUGGUAAAUUAUUUUGUAUCUCAUAAAAUUGCUCAAACUGUUUUUGGUUUUACAAUACAUUGCUAUUUUGGAGAAUAUGAUUGUUAUUUUUA
Messenger RNA from Penaeus vannamei (Pacific white shrimp), 3017 nucleotides. NCBI's taxonomy places the organism in Eukaryota, Metazoa, Arthropoda, Malacostraca, Decapoda, Penaeidae. The record is from RefSeq and is a predicted model, not a curated record.